AUGAUAUUUUCCUUUUUACUCUUCCUCGUAGCCUCUAGAGCUGCAUAUUUAAUCCCGAAUGAUGAAGGAUUUGAAAAUAUUUAUAAAUCUAAUGUUACUUUGAUUGUGUUAUUCCUUGAAGGCGAAAAUCAACCAGAUUAUAAAAAUUUCACAGAGAUUAUCACUAAAGUCUCAGAAACUCAAGAAAAUGAAACUGUUCUAGUUAUAACAAACAAAACAGCACCACAUACAUACCACUCUUACAGUUUAUCUUGGUCGACAUUAGCUUUCUUCAAAGGAGGAAAGCCACUCAUGGCUACUCCAAUUUUUCCAAGCUAUGAUAUAAUUAGUCAUGUCGUGAGAACAACAAUUAAUAAAGAAUUCCAUACAGCAAAUGGACUUUCUGAAUUUUUAGGUUUUUAUCACAUAUUCCCAUACACAAUUCUUACGACAAGCGACAAAAUCGAAGAUGCAUACAGACAUUAUAUGGCGUUCAGCUUCUCACACGGUCCAUUUGGCUUUUGUGUCGCAUCUCAAAAAUUAUUUGAACAAAUUGAAUUUCCUAAAGCGAAGAUGGCAGUCUACCGACUUAGUGAUGAGUAUUAUACACUAUUCCAUGACGAAGAAUCCUUCAGAGAAGGCUUACAAGAGUUCGUUUCUUAUGAUAUCGGAUUAGAUCAACUAAACAAGCGUGAAAAGCUUACUUUCUUCUGGACAAGCGAACCAGAAGAAUAUGUUGAUAUAUCUGCUAUCGCAAGAAAACACAAAGAUCAUUAUUUUGGAUAUCUUCAGCCAGAAUUUAUCGAAAAAGCACAAGAAUUCAUGAAAAUAGUCAAUAUUGAUGAGCCAGGAUUCGCAGCUUUCAACUUCUCCUCCAAUUUCAUGUACAAACCUUUAACAGGAAAAUUUAAUCAGCAAAGAAUAGAAAAUUACGUCGAACAGGUAUUAAAAGGCAAAAUUCAAAUAAUUUACCAAUCAGAAAAACCUUCUGAUAACAAAUACGGAAUUGUUACUAAAUUAGUCGGCGAAAAUUACGAAAAAUAUUUAGAUGAUGACAGAAAUGACGAUAUCGUAUAUUACGUACACUCUUAUAACACUAAAUUGCUUGAUUCUAUCAAAAAGUUUGCCGAUUACGUGAAUUCUUAUGAAUUACAAGGAAUUCGAGUUGCAUUUAUCACAAUUGACAAGAAUUCCUGCCCAACAGGUUUCCCUCCGAUCUAUGAAUCACCGCAAAUCUAUUUGUAUCCAAAGGGAAUGCAUAAGAAACCUGUUCCUUACGCUGGAAGCGGAUCAAUCUUUUCAUUACUCAGAUUGAUCAAUAAUAAUGGAACAGCAAGGGUAAGAUUGGAUAAAAAGAUACUCAAGAUCGAAGAAGAGCUCCAAUACAUGACUGAUUCAGAAUAUCAAGCAAGAUAUUUAAGAAAUGAGAAGUAUACACAGUUAGUUGAACAAAAUUACGUUGCUUUUGGACGUCUUCUUGGUCUUGGUAAUAACUACGACCAAAUUAGAGACCAAAUUGACCAAAUGGCAAAGAAGAUUGAAAAUGAAAAAAUGGAAGAAAAAUCAGAGAUUGAAGACGAAAAAACGAUGGAUGAAAAUCUCAUGAAAGAAUUGUAA
Molecule: messenger RNA, 1596 nt
Organism: Trichomonas vaginalis G3
Lineage: Eukaryota; Parabasalia; Trichomonadida; Trichomonadidae
Product: protein disulfide isomerase family
Exons: 1
Coding region: 1-1596 (531 amino acids)
Biological process (GO): response to endoplasmic reticulum stress; protein folding
Cellular component (GO): endoplasmic reticulum
Molecular function (GO): protein disulfide isomerase activity
Source: RefSeq, a predicted model, not a curated record